AUGACUUCUGUUGAAAAGAAACUGCCAAACGGCGACUCGGUAGUAGCGAAUCCUGCAACCAUCGCUCUACCUGCUACUAAUGGUACUGUUACAAAGUCUCCGCAAUUUAAAUCCAUUAGUCGUCCAUCGCCUUAUGAGGUUCUUCGCCGUAUGCUUCUCUUGUCCGAUGGGAGGGACAAAACAAUGAAAGUCGUGCAGUACUUUACAAAAAUAGUAUUUUGGCUCUAUCUAUCAGACAAUAAAUCCAAAUAUCCAACAUUACACGCAAGAGGCUCAGCAUUAACAUCUCAAUUCUCGACUACCAGAAAAAUUAUUCGUCUAUUCCACUUUCUUGAACCCUAUACUGAUUUUCGAGAAUAUGUUAUUGGGGCUCGUUUUUUGAAUCCCAAGUCCCCUCCUUACGGGAAAGUAGCUCAUUACUUGGGAUUUGUAAAUUCCGUUGCUGGAAUGGGGAACGAUAUACUUGAUGAUUUGUAUUGUUUGGGAAAGAUUGGAAUAUUAAGUAAAGAGACCGCUCGAAGGGUAGAGCCGAUAGCUAUUGCUGUGUGGUUUGUUACCAUUUGGUUGGAUAUCCACGAGUUAUUGUGGAAUGUGUGGCAGUUGAAGAAAAAGAUGGCGCGGGCGAAAGGAAGAUGUUCGGAAGAAGAAUGUAAGAAGAUGGAAGAGAAGAUGUUUUGGUUGAAGCAUGGGUUGCUUAAGAUGCUGGCUGAUCUCAGUUUUUGUGGAUAUGAUUUCUUUGAGUGUACAUUUUCCGAAGGAUUUCAGACAAUUACCGGGUUCGCUUCUGGUGCCUUGAGUAUGUGUUACUGCUUGUAG
Messenger RNA from Paraglomus brasilianum, 816 nucleotides. NCBI's taxonomy places the organism in Eukaryota, Fungi, Glomeromycota, Glomeromycetes, Paraglomerales, Paraglomeraceae. The record is from the annotation of a GenBank genome assembly.